AUGAAGUUUACCAACUUGGCUCUGGGAGCUGCUUCCGUCGCGUCGGUCCUGGCGGCCCCUGUCGACGGCGCCUCCAAGGAGAAGCGCGCGGGCAAGUUUCUCUUCACCGGUGUCAACGAGUCCGGCGGCGAGUUCGGUCAGGGCAACCUGCCGGGACAGUUGGGCAAGGAUUACACAUGGCCUGACAAGUCGACCAUCGACACUCUGAGGACAGCGGGCCUGAACACUUUCCGUAUCGGAACCAUGAUGGAGCGUAUUAUCCCUGACAAGUUGACCGGCGCCAUCAACGAGACCUACUUCUCUGGUCUCGAGGAUCUGGUCAAGGAUGUGACCUCAAAGGGCUCCUACGCCGUCAUCGACCCUCACAACUACGGCCGGUACUACGGCAACAUCAUCACCAGCUCGGCCGACUUUGGCGCUUGGUGGAAGACGGUCGCGGCCCGCUUCAAGGACAACGACAAGGUCAUCUUUGACACCAACAACGAGUACCACGACAUGGACAACUCGCUCGUAAGGGAUCUCAACCAAGCAGCCAUCGACAACAUCCGCGCUGCGGGAGCCACGAAGCAGCACAUCUGGAUCGAGGGCAACUCGUACUCGGGUGCCUGGCACUGGCACAGAUUGAGAGCGGCUCCGGCGACGCUCUGA
Molecule: messenger RNA, 648 nt
Organism: Colletotrichum truncatum
Lineage: Eukaryota; Fungi; Ascomycota; Sordariomycetes; Glomerellales; Glomerellaceae
Source: RefSeq, a predicted model, not a curated record